This is a messenger RNA of Hemiscyllium ocellatum (epaulette shark), 1168 nucleotides long. RefSeq names its product succinate dehydrogenase complex, subunit B, iron sulfur (Ip) (gene sdhb). Gene Ontology annotation, biological process: aerobic respiration; respiratory electron transport chain; tricarboxylic acid cycle. Gene Ontology annotation, molecular function: electron transfer activity; 2 iron, 2 sulfur cluster binding. The transcript is spliced from 8 exons. Lineage: Eukaryota; Metazoa; Chordata; Chondrichthyes; Orectolobiformes; Hemiscylliidae. Gene Ontology annotation, cellular component: mitochondrial membrane. The record is from RefSeq and is a predicted model, not a curated record. Bases 221 to 1072 code for a protein of 283 amino acids.
ACACCCAUGUGGUCACUGCCCCUUUAAGAGUUACGAAACGAAGUGGACGGCGCAGAGUUUUGAGCGUCAUUCGGAGGAUUUCUUUUAUUGACACUCGCCGGCCGCCUUAUUUACCGAGAGUGCUAUUUUCGUCCUACGGAUUGUCUGCUUUCGCCCCGGAGCCGGUUUUAUUGCGUCGGCCAUAACGAGUCUCUCUCGGGUCGGUCUAUUCCCUGUGAAGAUGGCGGCGAUGUGCCUGAGGCGGAGCGGGGCCUGGGCUCAGUGGCGGGCUCUCCGUCUCCAGUGCUCUCGCAGUUCACAGACAGCGGCAGCUACUGCACCUGCAGCACAAGUAGCAUCUCGAAUUAAAAAGUUUGCAAUUUAUAGAUGGAAUCCAGAUAAGCCUGGUGACAAGCCUCGGAUGCAAACCUAUGAAAUUGAUCUAAAUGCAUGUGGUCCGAUGGUACUAGAUGCUCUUAUCAAGAUCAAGAAUGAAGUGGACUCCACACUGACCUUCCGAAGAUCUUGCAGAGAAGGAAUAUGUGGUUCCUGUGCCAUGAACAUCAAUGGCAGCAAUACGUUGGCCUGCACCUGCAAAAUCGAUAGCAAUCUUGGCAAAGUAACAAAGAUCUACCCGCUACCUCACAUGUACGUGGUGAAGGAUCUUGUUCCAGACCUGAGUAACUUCUACGCUCAGUAUAAGUCAAUUGAACCAUACCUGAAGAGAAAGGAUGAAUCUCAAGGAGGCAAGGAGCAGUACCUGCAAUCAAUUGAGGACAGACAGAAACUGGAUGGUCUCUAUGAGUGCAUCCUCUGUGCCUGUUGCAGUACCAGCUGUCCUAGUUACUGGUGGAAUGGAGAUAAAUACUUGGGACCUGCUGUCCUGAUGCAGGCAUAUCGUUGGAUGAUUGACUCCAGAGAUGAGUUCACAGAAGAGCGGUUAGCUCAACUUCAAGAUCCUUUCUCUCUCUAUCGCUGCCAUACCAUUAUGAACUGCACAAGGACCUGUCCAAAGGGUCUAAAUCCAGGUCUAGCAAUUGCUGAGAUUAAGAAGAUGAUGGCAACAUAUAAAGCCAAGGCUGCAACUGCAUAGUCAAACAUAUCUGAAUUUAUCUAUUGUAAAAGUAUUGUAAAACCUUGCAGUUUGUUCCAGGUAUGGAAUACAAUAAAUCAUUUUUUUGCUGUGUAA